Molecule: messenger RNA, 1107 nt
Organism: Baudoinia panamericana UAMH 10762
Lineage: Eukaryota; Fungi; Ascomycota; Dothideomycetes; Mycosphaerellales; Teratosphaeriaceae
Exons: 3
Coding region: 165-770 (201 amino acids)
Biological process (GO): maturation of SSU-rRNA from tricistronic rRNA transcript (SSU-rRNA, 5.8S rRNA, LSU-rRNA); translation
Cellular component (GO): ribosome; cytosolic small ribosomal subunit
Molecular function (GO): structural constituent of ribosome
Source: RefSeq, a predicted model, not a curated record
GUACGCCAUAACCCAUCCCUACUUUGCGCAGACGGUGAAACAAGGUCAACAGGUAUGCUCUACCCGGCGUUGUUACUGCAAAGUGAUCUAGGAGCAAGGACUAGCAGUGUCGAAACCAAUCAAAGCUGACAUUGAACGCACAGUAACCUUCACCAACCGCAAUCAUGGGUAUCUCUCGUGACUCGCGUCACAAGCGCUCCGCCACCGGUGGUAAGCGCGCAUACUAUCGCAAGAAGAGAGCGUUCGAGAAGGGCCGCCAGGCCGCCAACACCCGUAUCGGCAACAAGCGUAUCCAUCUUGUCCGCACCCGUGGCGGCAACCGCAAGUUCCGCGCCCUUCGCCUCGACUCCGGCAACUUCUCGUGGGGUAGCGAAGGCAUCUCCCGCAAAGUCCGUGUCAUUGUGGUCGCCUACCACCCGUCCAACAACGAGCUCGUCCGUACGAACACCUUGACCAAGGCCGCCGUGGUGCAGAUCGAUGCGGCGCCGUUCAGGCAGUGGUACGAAGCACACUACGGCCAGAGCAUUGGCAGGAGGAGACAGAAGAAGGAAGACCAGGAGAAGGAAGAGAAGAAGAGCAAGAGUGUCACUGAGAAGCAGGCGGAGAGGCACAAGGCCGGCGGCAAGGUCGAGCCGGCGAUUGAGCGGCAAUUCGAGGCGGGUCGUCUGUACGCCGUCAUCGCUUCGCGGCCUGGCCAGAGCGGUCGCUGCGAUGGCUAUGUGCUGGAGGGCGAUGAGCUGGCGUUCUACCAGCGUGCUAUCAGGAGGUAAAGCGGUGGAAAGGGUCGGCGUUAAAACACUGCAUUACAUUACCGUGGCGCUUUAAAAGCGCUACGCCGGAUGGGUCGCCGUGAAUGUCGCUGUCGCCCAGGAUGCGUAACUUACUGACGUCUCUCGCGGCGCCGGACAUUAGUGUGGGUGCAAAUGUAGUAUGCAGCAUAAGAUGUCAGACGGGAUCGAAUCAUUACCCUUACAAGCCAUCGCUGUGCUUCCCCUGAGUAGGGCCAAAGCUGCGUCAAGGUUAGCCUCUAUCCUGAUCAAUCUUGUUCUCGUUCAUGCUCAUGCUUGAUCAAUGAAUGUCCGAGUACUAUUCUGUAGCAGCUCGUGC